AUGGCCGACCCGAACCCGGCAGCGCUACGUCCCUUGACCGUCCCCUCGCUCUCGCCCGACCUGAGCAACCUCCAGCAACUGCGCGUCCAGCUCGCCCAGGCCAACGACAAGAUCCACAACUACCGCCACCUCGACCACAAGCUCGCCACCUUCACCGACGAGCCCACCUGGAACGCCUACAUCCCUGUCGGUCCGCUCGCCUACUUCCCCGGCCAGCUCAUCCACACCAACGACAUCACCCGCGUCGACAACCCGCCUCAAGCCGAUGCCGCCGACCAAGACCCUCAACCUCGCCGAGUGCUCCGCAGCGCAAAGCAGGCUCGCGGCGACGUCGCACAAGCUGUCAAAGACCUCGAAGCCCAAGUCGUCACGCUCACCCGCGAAAUCGAGGCGGCCGAGGCCGACCUCCGCAAGAAGCGCGACGACGAGCGCAAGCUCGGCAAGGGCGCCGCAAGCGCCGGCACGGCCGACCUCGGCGACGAGGACUGGACCAUCAACGCCCAGGGCGAGGUCAUCAACGAGGAGGGCCUGCCCAUGUUCGACAUCCGCGAGGACCUGCCGCUCGAGCCCGCGCCUGUCGCCUCGAGCUCAAAGGCGGCUCAAGCGGCGCCAGCCAACUCGAGUGCGCGCGCUCGCGGGUACCUGAUCAAGAAGGGUGGCAAGCAGAUCGUCCGCCCGCUUCCUCCGCCCAUCCACUCGGCACCUCCCGCUCCAUCCUCCUCCUCCUCAUCUGCGCCCACUCAGCCCUCGUCUACCGCUCAUCCAUCAUACGCACCCGCACCUGUGCCCGCACCCGCCGAGACGGACCCCAACCCGUUCCCGGCCCGGCAGCCGCUCGACAUCAAGGCCAUCCUCGACGAGCUCGAGGCCGAGGAGGCCGCCGCCGCCGCCGUCGCAGCCGCCGCUUCACCUCCCGCGGUGACCGAGGCCGAGCAUGACGAGCCUGCGCCGAGCGCCGAGCGCAAGAUCGUCGAGCUGCCCGACUCGCCGCCGCCCGCCGCGCCGGUCGCGCCGGUCGCGCCCUCGAGCAGCGCCAGCAAGCCUGCAGCGCCGUCCACAUCGAGCGCAGGCGGCUUUGCCGGCUUCUCGGCCGGAUUCCUCGCCAAGUCGAAGCAGAAGCGCCCGUCAAACUCGCUCGCGGCGGCGGGUCCCACCUCUUCUACCUCUUCGCCCUCGAGCGGCACCUCGCCAGCCACCUCGUCCACUCCAGCCACGACUACGAGUGCUUCGACGCCCGCCGCCGCAGCAUCAGCACCCGCACCCGCACCCGCACCCGCACCCGUACCCGCGCUCAAGCCCGCCCUCUCGCGCCCCGUGUCGCCCUCGGCCCGCUCGCGCGCCGCGACGCCUGCAGGCGACAAGAAGCGCGUCGCGUUCGACCUCCCGCCGCCCUCGGCCGCCGAGGAGCAGCCCUCGGCCAAGAAGGCGCCCAUCCUCCUCGGGCCGCCGCCGUCUUCGUCGGCCGCGACCCCGGCCUCGGCCCCGGCCGAGCCCAGGCGCGUCGAGGCGCCGGCGCAGCGCCCGAUCCGCGACGUCGUCGUCGAGCGGCCGUUGCGCAAGGCGGUGGCGCCCGGCGGUGGUGCCGGCGCGAGUGCAGGAGCGGGAGCGGGCGGGCUGCCCGUCAGGGAGAAGCGGCUGUCGAGGUUCAAGCGGGAGGCGUUCGGCGAGCCGGCGGCGAGUGUGGAGGACGUCGUCGAGGGCAAGGGCAAAGGGCGCGCCGUCGACGAGCGCGAGUCCGCUCCCUCGGCGGCGUCGUCCUCGCCGUCGCACGCUCCCGCCGCUCGAUCAGCCGAGCCGCCGUCGGCGCCGAUCUCGAGCGACGUCAUGCCCGCGCCGGUGCACACCAUCUCGCUCUCGGCGCGGCCCUCGUCCGGCGCCGACCGCCCGCCGGGCACCGUCUCGUUCGGCGACAUCCCGUUCGGGUCCGACGAGGAGGACGAGGGUGUGCCGCAUGUCGCGGGCGACGUCGACGGCGAGGAGGACGAGGACGACGACGACUGGGACUACUCGGACGACGACGACUUUGACGACGACGAGCUCGACGUCGACCUCGCGCUCCACCAGCGCGAGGUGGCCCUCGCGUACCACCGGCAGCGCCUCAUGCUCGGUGCGGGGCGCGGGACGGGACCGCUCGGUGGGUGGCACGCCGAGGGCGAGAACCCGUUCGGCGCGGCGGCAGACGAGGAGGCGGAUCAGGCGCUCGUCCCCGCCGACGCGACCCUGCAGUCGCUCGAUCCGUCCCUCGCCGCGUCGACCUUUGGCACCUACCCGUCGGCCGGCGCUGCGCAAGAAGGCCGACCCUCGCGCUUCCGCCAGUCGAACCGCAACCUCGAGUCGGCCCAGCUCAUCAUCCCCUCGCUCCUCGCCGCCGACCCGUCCCUCGCCAUGAGCCACACGCCGCUCGGCCCGCCGCUCGAGCACGACGGCGAGCCCGCCGCAGGUGCCGACGCCGACGACGAGGACGAGCGCCUGCGCCGCACGCUCGAGGCGCUCGCCGAGGGCCGUCCGCUCCCCGAGGACGAGCAGGCGGCCGAGCGCGAGCGCGAGAUCGCGUUGCGUGAGGAGCUCGCGCGCGACAAGGCGAGCGCGCACGCGAGGCGGGACCGCACGGCGGGCAAGCGGCCGCCCGAGGUCGUGCAGACGAUCGUCCCGGAGCGCAAGGCGCCCGUCGAGAUCGAGGUGCGGGACGAGGCGCAGCCGGCCGCCGAGGUUCAACAGGAGGAAGAGAAGCCCAAGAAGCUUUCGCGCUUCCGGCAGAAGCAGCUGGGUCUGAUUGAGUAGCGGCUCGAGAGCGAGGACGAGCAACGAGAUCUGCGCCGCCUC
Molecule: messenger RNA, 2823 nt
Organism: Rhodotorula graminis WP1
Lineage: Eukaryota; Fungi; Basidiomycota; Microbotryomycetes; Sporidiobolales; Sporidiobolaceae
Exons: 7
Coding region: 1-2781 (926 amino acids)
Source: RefSeq, a predicted model, not a curated record